GUCGGGCAGAAGUUCACUGGGAGGGUGCAGCUCGUCACUGGCUUCGGCGCGUUCGUCGACAUCGGGGCGGACCAGGAAGGCCUGGUCGAGAGGGCGCGCAUCACGGAAGACGACGACCCCGCGGGCGAGAUCGGCGACCUUUUGCAGGUCGGCCAGCAGGUGGAGGUGUGGGUCUCCCAUUUGAGGGGUGACCAACUGGGGCUGACGAUGGUGGAGAGCAAGAUCGCCGACAGUCAUCUGAUAGGCAAGGCGGUUGGCCUGGAGACGGACAUCCGCCAGUUCUACGACAUCCCCACGAACCAGUGGCUGGAAGGGCAGGUGGCCGAGAUACCCACGUUCGGCUGGUUCAGCCGAGCAGGUGGCGUCUGGGUCGACGUGACGCUCGAGAGCGGCGCGACCGCCAGAGGCGAGUUGCUCGCCACGAGGAUGCGGGAUCCGGACGGGGGCUACGUUGGCGGCGUCGAGGACGUCGAGGUCGGCCAGACGGUCAGAGUGAGGAUUCUCGGGGUCGACGUGGCCAGACGCAGGAUGACCCUCACCAUGUGCUCGGCGGAUUCGGAGGAGGAUGUAGGCGCGCAGGCGAACUUUGAGCUGGGCGCGUUUUUCGGCGUCCCGAAAGAUCAGUGGCUGGAAGGGGAGGUGAGCGGCGAGUUCAGCUCCGGCCACGUUGUGGACGUGGCGCUUGCGAGCGGGGCGUUCGCGCGCGGGCUGCUGUACGAUUCGCAGGUGCCCCAGUGCCGCUGCCCCAGCGGCGAGGGCCUGCUCGCGGCGAGCGCGCCCGCUGGCUGGUCGAUGGGCUUCGUGACGGGCGCGGCGAUCGUCGCGCUAGGCCUCGGCGCUCUGAGCGGCGGCUUCGUGGCAGCCAAGGUGCGGCUCUCGGUGCCUGCGGGCGGGCCGCCAGGUCAGUUCCACCACGUGCGAUACAACAUCGGAGGCCCCGCCAUCUACCACGAGCGGCUGACGCUGCUGCCUGGCUACAUUCUCACGCCCGACGGCGACCACUACGCCGAGGGCAGCGUUGCGAGUCGUGCCAUCCGACCCGUGCACAUUCUAAGUGGCCAAGGGGAGGGCUUGCCUGGAGUUCCAGCCAACCAUCUGUACCAGUGGCAGCUUCCUCGAGCAGCUGAUGUGUGGUCAGCGCUGCGGCGCGCUUCAGCUCAAGGUUUUGGACUCCUGCCAGCUUCCCCGUUCAGCAUCGAUCUCAGCGGCGCGAACGUUCUGGGGCUUGCUGCGGGGCCGUUCGCGCUGCCCGACCCGCUCGCGCCCGUGGCGGCAGCUGCUGUCGGGCCCGCGCCCCCCGCGCUGCCUGCCCCAGUCGGCGGCGCGGCGCCUCCUGCGGCGGGCGCCCUGCCGGCUGCUGCGGCCCCCGCCCCGCUGCUUGCGCUGGCGGCGCCGCCUGCCGCAGGAGCGCCUCACGGCGGCGGCGGCCUUGGCGCGCUGGCGGCCGCGCUCGGCGGCGGCACGCCCGCGCCCUCGGCGGCUGUCGCAGUCCCCCCUGGCGCUGGCGGCGGCGCCGCCCCUCCUGUGGCGGCGUCAGCUGGUGGCGAUCCCCGCGUGAUGGCCCUCGCCCUCGGCGGCCGCGGCUUUCGCGACAUCAGCUUCAGCGACGCGGUGAAGCUCUGGACGGAGACGGUGCGCGCCGACUGGCCCUUGACGGGCCCGAGGACGCUGCUCUGGGUCCUCGGCUUCACUUAG
Prorocentrum cordatum is the source of this 1695-nucleotide messenger RNA. NCBI's taxonomy places the organism in Eukaryota, Dinophyceae, Prorocentrales, Prorocentraceae. The record is from the annotation of a GenBank genome assembly.